AUGGAAAAUCCAGGCUCCGGCGUGUUGGUCAAUGUUGUGAGUAUCGCGGGAAUGCGGUGUAUUGGAAAGCCCCAAGUAGCCUAUUCAGCAACAAAUGCGGCCAUCAUGCAGUUCACCAAAGUAACAGCAGUCCUUUAUGCGGAAAGGAGCAUUCGGCUCAAUACUGUGGUCCCGGGGCUGAUAUAUACUCCAUACACCAAAGAUCUAGCGAAGCGCCAUGCCCAAAGCAGUGAUGAAGCGGCGUAA
Messenger RNA from Penicillium macrosclerotiorum, 246 nucleotides. RefSeq lists its product as uncharacterized. The transcript has a single exon. The record is from RefSeq and is a predicted model, not a curated record. Lineage: Eukaryota; Fungi; Ascomycota; Eurotiomycetes; Eurotiales; Aspergillaceae. Bases 1 to 246 code for a protein of 81 amino acids. Gene Ontology annotation, molecular function: oxidoreductase activity.